Molecule: messenger RNA, 729 nt
Organism: Acanthosepion pharaonis
Lineage: Eukaryota; Metazoa; Mollusca; Cephalopoda; Sepiida; Sepiidae
Source: the annotation of a GenBank genome assembly
AUGAGCUCUAUUGAUGAGAAGCCUCUUUCAUGGUUCAUCAGACUGAUUCAUGAUACUUGCAUUCAUUUGAAUAAAUCUAUGUUGCUCCUCUGCUUAUUCCACUCUAAUUCUACAAUGAGCUCUAUUGAUGAGAAGCCUCUUUCAUGGUUCAUCAGACUGAUUCAUGAUACUUGCAUUCAUUUGAAUAAAUCUAUGUUGCUCCUCUGCUUAUUCCACUCUAAUUCUACAAUGAGCUCUAUUGAUGAGAAGCCUCUUUCAUGGUUCAUCAGACUGAUUCAUGAUACUUGCAUUCAUUUGAAUAAAUCUAUGUUGCUCCUCUGCUUAUUCCACUCUAAUUCUACAAUGAGCUCUAUUGAUGAGAAGCCUCUUUCAUGGUUCAUCAGACUGAUUCAUGAUACUUGCAUUCAUUUGAAUAAAUCUAUGUUGCUCCUCUGCUUAUUCCACUCUAAUUCUACAAUGAGCUCUAUUGAUGAGAAGCCUCUUUCAUGGUUCAUCAGACUGAUUCAUGAUACUUGCAUUCAUUUGAAUAAAUCUAUGUUGCUCCUCUGCUUAUUCCACUCUAAUUCUACAAUGAACCCUAUUGAUGAGAAGCCUCUUUCAUGGUUCAUCAGACUGAUUCAUGAUACUUGCAUUCAUUUGAAUAAAUCUAUGUUGCUCCUCUGCUUAUUCCACUUUAAUUCUACAAUGAGCUCUAUUGAUGAGAAGCCUUUUCAUGGUUCAUCAGACUGA